Meloidogyne enterolobii is the source of this 726-nucleotide messenger RNA. NCBI's taxonomy places the organism in Eukaryota, Metazoa, Nematoda, Chromadorea, Rhabditida, Meloidogynidae. The record is from the annotation of a GenBank genome assembly.
AUGGAUUUAAAAAAUUAUUUAAACAAUAAGGAUAAUAAAAUUAAAAAUUUUUCCGAUAAUAAAAAAAUUGAAGAUUUCGAAGUUGAAUUGGAAGAAGAAAAAAAUGAAAAGUUGAAAGAGGAAGGAAACGAAAAUCUGGAGGAAGAAAAGAAUGAAGAUUUGGAAGAAGAAUUAGAAGAUGAAAAGAUUGAAGAUUCGGAAAAUAAUGAAGAAUUAAAUGAAGCUAACAAGGAUUUACUGAGUGCGAAUGACAAGAAAUUAUUUAAAAAUCUGAAUAAUGAAGAUGAGAAACAUGAUAUAAUUUAUAUAAACGAAGAAAAUAUUUUGAAAAAUGGGGAAAAAGAAGAUAACAAGCUUGUGCCCAUUAAUAAAGGAAUUUCAAAAGGAAAUCACAAAAACUUCAAAUCACUCUCAAAAUUUACACCUUUUCAUCCAAGAAUAUUUUUAGAAGAAAAAAUAUUAAUUGAAGCCUAUGAAAAAUUUAUUUCAGGUAGAGGCGAUCCAAAGAAAAUAAUUCCAGCUUUGGAAAUUGGAGUGGUUAUCGAUGAAAUUAAACAACGUUUUGAGUAUAUUAAGAAGUUCAAACAAAAUAAGAUUGAUACUGAAUUAGAUUGUGAAAAUGCAAAUUCAACAGGAAUUUCAUUCGGGAGUUUAGAAGGUAAGGUAUUUCACUGUUAUCUGACUCCAUAUUCCUUUGCCCUUUCCGUCUUUUCUCGAAAAAUUUAA